Messenger RNA from Nicrophorus vespilloides, 4280 nucleotides. RefSeq names its product tensin (gene by). The annotation marks the transcript as partial. The record is from RefSeq and is a predicted model, not a curated record. NCBI's taxonomy places the organism in Eukaryota, Metazoa, Arthropoda, Insecta, Coleoptera, Silphidae. Gene Ontology annotation, molecular function: protein binding. The transcript has 15 exons.
AUGUCAACGUCGUCAACUUCUUCGUACAAUGCCGGCGGUUACGGCGAGGCUCUCACCAGUCAACCGAGAUCUGCGAAGGCCUGCACCAACGGCGGAAUGGAUCUGAGCUAUGUGACGGAACGAAUCAUCGCCCUCUGGUUUCCGGAGACAUGCGGACAAAGGGCGUUCCGGCAGGGCCAGCAGCAGGCGUCUCAUAUGCUCGUUAAGAAGUACGGCGACAAUUACAUGGUGUUUAACCUCUCUGAGCCGAAGAGGACGUUGCGGAGCGAACACAAACACGUUCAAGAUGUUGGGUGGUCUCCAAGAUUAGCACCACCACUCGAGACAAUAUGCAGCGUCUGUAAGAAGAUCGAAUCAUGGUUAUCGCAUGAUCAACAUCGCAUUGCCGUAAUACACGCUAGGGGAAGCAAGGAUCGUUUGGGGGUGAUCGUCGCCGCUUACAUGCACUACUCCAAUAUCUGCGGAAACGCGGAGCAAGCCCUCGACCGUUUCUCCAUGCGCCGUUUCCUCGAGGAUAACAUCGGCCCUCUGCAAUUGCCCUCGAACAAACGAUACGUCGACUAUUUUGCCGGAUUGCUGUCUCACAAUAUCAGGAUCAACUCGGCUCCGCUCUAUCUCACCCACGUCACCGUUCUGGGAGCGCCGAAUUACCAGAACGGCGGUUGCGAAGCUUUCCUGAAACUGUACGAAGGACAUACGGCAAUCUACACUUCGGGUGUGUAUUCGGUGUCAAGAGGAAUCAAACAGUUCACAGUAAAUGUGGCUGGAAAAGGUCCUUUAGGAUUAGAGCUACGAGGGGAUAUUCUUCUGAAAUGCUAUCAUCGCGGUAAAAACCACAGGGAGACGAUUUUCACGUGCCAAUUUCAUACUGGCGCCGUGGCAGAUUACACGCUGAGCUUCUCACGGCAGGACCUCGAUGGCGCAUGCAAUGAUCCGCGGUUUCCGAACGACGGAGCAGUCGAGUUGCAUUUUUCGCCAGGACCUCAGAGCAGACAUCCCGGACCUGCCCCAACUCCAGCCAUUCCCAUCGACAUCACCGAUGGUCCAAUUACUAGAAGCGACAGUCCUUUCGAAAUUGAAGACAGCGACGACGAGGAGGAUUCCGAUUCCGACGAGGUGAAUCACACGUUUGGUCCUUUGGAUGGGAGUAUUUACGCAACUAUAGCUAAGAAACAAGAGCUGUCGCCCGGAGCCGUCUCCAGCCCCCUGACUGUGUCAAUGGAUUCAGGAAUAUCUUCUGCAGGACACCAGCAGAACGCCAACACAAACGCCUCUGCAAGUCCCCCACUGACGGGCCAGCCGUCCCCCCUAUCGCCCGAGGAUCAGCAUCGAGAGCUCGACGAGCUCCUCUCAGAUAUGAUGCUGACAGUCCAAAGUAUUCCAGACCUGAAACCGACGUCAGCCAGUUUAUCUUCGGAAUCUACUGUUCGUUUCAUCGACGCCGACGAGGACGAGAUAGACAGCAAGUCUAUCCCGUACCACGCGAGGGUAGACAGCAGACCGUUCACAUACGGCGUAGAAGCAACGAUGAUAGGGGAAGCGAAGAAACUUUCCAGCCCUAGUCUCGUGAGGAAGGCCAGCUUCAAUCGCAGCCGCGAGGGUGUACUCAACAAAGUUCAAACACAAGUCUUCCCAUCGGAGUACAAAUAUUAUGAAGACCGUGAGCGAGAUGCGAUCGAUGAUAUAUUUACGCAAUCCGCCUUAAACUCAUCUGGAUAUGAGAGGGAAACUUUGAAGAAGAUGGAGAUGAAACGUAGUUAUACUGAUUCGACUUUGAGAUCGGAGAAGAUUUCAUCUCACAGGAGCGCUCCAUUUUCUGAUCCGGAAACACCGCCAGGAAACUAUCGUCAGAAAUCGAAUGACCAUCACGACGCUGGAAACUUGACGUGGCUUCAGAAGCAACAAUUGAAAUUGAAGGAGAGAAGGGAGACCCAAUUGCGUGUGGAAAGGCAACCUUACGAAUGCGUAAUGUCUGAUCUUCGGACUACACAAUCCAGACACAUGCGUCCGACUGCAAGCCAUCGCUUGGAUGGUUAUACCAGUGACACGACAGCUUUCGCAGAUGAUGACGAUGAUUACAGAAUUCCCCUACAUAUCAACACAAAAAAUGCAGUCUCUCCAACUUCGACCACAAGCUACAACACCAUCCGUAGCGUCAGCUCCAUUAAUGGAAGAAAUGAAAGGCCAUUCAUGGCUGUUAAACGGGCACAUGAAUAUCAGAAGAGUUCUUCUGAAGCGCCAAAUCCUCUCGGCCAAGUUAUCCGGUCACCUUCCAGAGGACCGGAUGCUGUUGAUGCGGGAUUGCUGUCUCUUGUUGACCAAGAGAAUAAACAUAGGCGACACAACACCAGCAAUUCGGUGGGUAUUGAGGACACUUUACUGAGAGAGAAAUUAUCACGAUCAAAGGACGAUAGGAAUGAUGCACUUAGCGACCUCAUGGCUAAUCUCUCGCACGGUUCAGACAAAUCAAAUAACAGCUCAUCUAAUUCCUCAUCUGCAUGGCAGUAUCGAGAGGACAGCUAUUCUACUUAUCGCAGUACUGAAGUAGAUUCCAGUUCACCUCAUAGCGCCUCUUCAAGACCCCAAACACCGGCGUUCCCUGUGGCGCGGACUCCAUACGUAAAUUCCUCGACCCCAACUGUUCAAUUCGAUUUACCAGGCGAACGACUUCCACCUAAGAGUCCUACGACCAUGAGACGCCUAAGUUAUCCAACCUUGAAAACUAUUAACUCUAAGAAGCGUUUGGAACCAUCGGAUAGAAAGGACCGACCAAUUUCUCCAUCAGAAUUCACGAACGGAUCGAACGACAUAUUUCACUCCACGAUUCGCUCUUUCGAUGGGUAUAGCCCAAAAAGCCCUAGCUUCAAUGGGUCUUCAUCGCCCACAGUGUACCAGGGCAACUCUAGAAGAUCUUCAGUAAAUUCGAACAACGAACCUCCGCAAGAAGUUUCUCCGGCGCACGUCCAGUUUGUCAGCGAUUCUUCUAGGUUUUGGUACAAACCGGCGAUAUCCAGAGAAGAUGCAAUAAAUAUGUUAAGGAAUCAACCAGCUGGGACUUUCGUUGUUAGAAAUUCCAAUACUUUCCCCGGUGCAUUUGGCAUGGCUCUGAAGGUGUCCUACGUGCCAGCAAACGUGCAAAAUAAAGAUGAAUUGGUCAGACACUUUCUGAUCGAGCCGACUUCGCGCGGCGUGCGAUUGAAGGGAUGCCAAAACGAACCAGUUUUCAGCUCACUUUCAGCUCUUGUAUACCAACACUCCAUCACGCAAUUAGCGCUUCCUUGCAGAUUGAUCCUACCCGAAUCAGACAUUGGACCAACAGAGAUCCAUCAAGUGCUCUAUUCGCAAGGAGCUGCAUGCAAUGUGAUGUACCUUCACACUUUCGAUAUGGAAUCGUUGACAGGACCACAAGCAGUUAAAAAGGCAAUCAGUCAGUUGUUCAAUAUGAAACCAUUACCGUCAAGUUACACGGUUCAUUUCAAAGUCAACACUCAAGGAAUCACUCUUACCGACAAUAAGAGGAAGCUGUUCUUUAGAAAACAUUAUCCAAUUAAUAACAUUUCCUAUUGUGGAAUUGGACCUGACGAUGUCUUAUGGACUUCAGAAACCGAAGAAAAUAUUCCAAAAACUAACAGUCGAAUAUUUGGCUUCGUGGCUAGAAAACCAGCCAACAACGUGGAUAAUCAGUGCCAUUUGUUCGUGGAGAUGGACGUGGAUCAACCGGCAACGGCCAUUGUAAACUUUGUAAAUAAAGUGCUCGCAACGAGCGGAGUCAAGCCUAACAUCGUCUGAGCUUGCAGCUCUCAAAAGCGCACGUAGUUCUAAAUAAUUCUCUCGAGGAAGUAAAAUCUCACAGUAUUUAAAUUAUACCCAAAAAGAUUAAAGGAAAUGUUACGUCGCAAGAAAGCGCAACAUGAAUUAACCACAUGAAUAUAUAUACACAUAUUAUACACACACACAUAUAUAUAUAUUUAUAAAAUUAUUUUUAACUUCUGGUUCGUGUUACUAAAACAUUCUUCAUUUACUAGUCUUAUUUUAUAAUUUUUCUUCUGUUUGAUUUUUUGGAUAUAUUAUAUAUAAAUAAUUUUAUAGAUUUUAUUUUUCAAUUGCCGGGAAAAUAGUUCUUUUUGUGAAAAACAACUUGCGUUUCCCGAGUUUAUUAUAUUUUUGUUUCUUUUAUUUUAUUUUUUUUUUAUUUUGUAAAUAUAUACAUACAAGAGUGUCUAUCUUCAAAGAGAAAAAUGUUUUAUCAUUUGAUAAAUAAUAUAUUAUAUUGCAAUUUA